Messenger RNA from Phragmites australis (common reed), 2231 nucleotides. Its product is annotated as protein PLASTID TRANSCRIPTIONALLY ACTIVE 12, chloroplastic-like. The coding region runs from base 105 to 1766 and encodes 553 amino acids. The record is from RefSeq and is a predicted model, not a curated record. Gene Ontology annotation, biological process: positive regulation of red or far-red light signaling pathway; positive regulation of DNA-templated transcription; plastid transcription. NCBI's taxonomy places the organism in Eukaryota, Viridiplantae, Streptophyta, Magnoliopsida, Poales, Poaceae. The transcript has 12 exons. Gene Ontology annotation, cellular component: chloroplast; nucleus.
CCAAGCAAAAACCUCGGCGCCCUCCCCACCUAGCCCCGUUCCACCUCCGUCUUCGCCUCGAGCCGACGCCUGCCUCCGCACGCGGCAUCGGAGGAGCAGCGACCAUGGCGUCCUGCUCCAACCCUUGGCGGCUCUUCCCAGGCAUGUCACCGGUGGCGGCCGCCUCCGCCCCCGCGUCGGUUCUUUCUCGCUCCCGCAAGUCCACGAAGGUGUUCGCUGGUUUGCCUCACCGGAGGAAGCCGCUGUUGUUUGGAUCCUCGAGGGGCACGCGACGUGCCAGGAUCAGGUGCGUCAAAGAUGAUUCGCUCCAUUUCGAUCCAUCCAAGAUCGAGCCGCCACCGUACUCCAGUUACUUCGACUCCACGUCCGGCCAGCUCGAGCCGGCGUCAGGCGCCCGGGCGAGCAUACCCGGGAAGGAGUACUGGCCGGAGGGCACCGAGGCUCGCGUACGUGCCGCCCGUGCGCCUGCACCUGUCGGAGAGUCGGUUGGCGCGCCGUCUUUCGGGAAGAAGCCCGGGAGUAGGAGGAGAGGGUAUAAGGACCAGGUUGCGUCAGCGUCAGCAGGGGAUGGCGCGGAGACUGACGGGGAUGAUGAUAAGCCUGUUGUGGCUGUUUCGGAGUCGGAUGAUGCGUCGGAGGAGCCGAAGGACUCGUUGGAUGAGUAUGUCAUUUACGAGACACCACAGGAAGAGAAAUUGAGUGAGUAUGACAUGGACAAGAUGAUGGGGCGGCCACAUCCGUUUAUCGACCCGGCAAAGGCGAUGUUGUUAGGGGAGCCAAAAACCAGCGAAGAGCUCUGGUGGCAUUGGAGGAGGAAGUCUGAGAAGCAAGUGUGGUCUAGAUGGCAGAGGAGGCGUCCAGAUGUUGACACGGUUUUUGCAAAGGCAAUGGCGGAGACUGGGCAAAUUAAAAUUUUUGGGGACCACCCUACACGGACAGAAGCUGCUCUUGCCAAGACAAGAAGACAUUUGUACAAAGAGGAAAGGUUAGAAGCAGAGCAAAGGAGACUAGAAGAAAUAGGGCCAAUAGCAUACUACUCAGAAUGGGUUGAAGCUUAUAAAGACAAGGAUACAUCACACGAAGCCAUACAAAAGCACUUUGAGGAGACUGGGGAAGAUGAGAAUGGUCAACUUAUAACAAUGUUUCAACACCAGACUGCUGGGGAAUAUCGUAUCAUGAUGGGCACUGAUGUGCGUAUUCAGCGAGAUCCUUUGGCCAUGAGGAUGCGGGAAGACCAGAUCAAACAGAUUUGGGGCGUUGAUCCUGUUUAUCCAACAAUUAACUAUGUUCAGGAUCCUGACGAAGUGAUUGACUACAGAGGUCCAGAAUUUCAUGAGCCUACCCCUGAAGUUGUACCGUACCUGAUGGAGCAUGGGAUAAUGAUCACAAAGGAAGAGCUAUAUGCACGUCUGAAUGAAGAGAGGGAGGACAUCAACCAAGAUAUAACGUAUAUUCCUGAAAUCAAAGAUCCCAUGGCUACUGCUGUUGAUAUAGGGGAGCAUUCUUACAAUGAAGACAGUGAUGAUGAGGAGGAGGAUGUUGACAAAGCUGUUGCACAGCCUGAAUCACUAGAGGGUGAGGAAGACGCCGAUGGUGCUGAGGAUGUAGAAGAGAAAGUGAGCCAUAAUUGGAGUGUUCUAAAGUCUACUGGACAGGCUGAAAAGCCAAAGGAAAAGUCAAAGGAAGGUGAAAUGUCACUAAAAGAAGCCAUAGAUGAUUCUGAGAAUCUAACCGAUUUUCUUAUGGACUUUAAGGAAGAUGAGUAACACUUUGGAUAUUUUGCUAUUAUGUGCAACAGACACGAUUGUUGAGGACUUACUUCUGGAGGCCCAUAACCGCUAGGAGCAAUGAAGACAACCGGAUGUCCACAAAACUCCACCUGUUCGACUGGACCAAUCAUGUUCGAGAACGAUAUGGUCGUAUGAGAGAUCAUACGAUGGAAGAUGGCUUCAGCUGCCUGUUUUGAUUCACAAGUUGCAAUGCUAUUAGAAACAAGAAUCGCAGACAAAAUGUUUUGGCGCAUGGCUCAAAAAUGGACAAUCUGCAUGUUCUUAUGGAAACAAGGAAGAUGACCACUGCCACCAAUCUGGACCGUACGUGCUCAGUCUCUUUGGGUAACAAGUGAGUGGAACGUAGCCAUAUGUAACUAUGGGAGCCUGGUUACACGGUAAAUAAGAUGUUUCAACUAGACUUCAGUUAUAUUGUAUUCUUCACUGAGAACUUUUAUGGAA